UAACUGUGAAUUGGUCGGGCUGGACAUUUGGAUUUUGGAAGGAGGUUGUAGUGUGAACUGGCGCUUGGCGGCGGAGGUGAACGUUAGAACAGGAAUGGGAAAGCCCGGGAAAAAGCAAAAGAACCGACGACCGAAGCCUAGGGCCUUCUACGGCGGUUCCGAUGAAGACGAACACCAACAACAAGAGAAUUGCGAAAUCACCAUUCCUUCGUCUGAUGAAGCAGAGGAGAGUGAAAAAGGAAAUGAUGAUGAUCAAGAACAAGAGCAAGAUCAAGAACAGUCAAGCCUUUGCCCUUCAAAGUUUCUCCUCUAUCAACAAUCCGUCCAGUCGCCCAAGGGGGAUAUAAGCUAUCUACAGAAAUUCUUCCUCAUGUACGUCGGUGGGAGAUCUCCCCUCCAUCUCCAAGAGGAUUUCUGCGGCACCGCUCUUCUCUGUACAGAGUGGCUUCGCAAUGAUCCAAGACGAACUGCUGUAGGAGUGGAUUUGGACCUUGAGGCCCUUACCUGGUGCCUGGAAAACAACGUUAAUAAAAUUGGGGCAGACGGGUGUUCUAGAAUGUCCCUGUUUCAUGGGAAUGUUCUACAGCCUCUCAAUGCCAGAUUAGUCAAGCACAAGCCCCAAGAUCUAAUUGCAAACAUUACACUGAAUGACUGUGAAGAGAGUCCUGAGACAAUUGCCACAGAAUCGACCAUGCAAGUGCACCCUAAUAGUUCGACGGAUGAUGUCACUAAGAUAAACUGUUCACUGUCUGCAAGGGACAUCGUUUGUGCAUUUAAUUACAGCUGUUGUUGCCUCCAUAGGCGUGCAGACCUGAUCUUGUAUUUCAAGCAUGUUCUUGAUACCUUGUCUCAGAGAGGUGGUAUAUUCGUAAUGGACAUUUAUGGAGGCACAUCAUCAGAGCGCAAACUUAGGCUUCAGAGGAGAUUCCCAAACUUUACUUAUGUCUGGGAGCAAGCUGAGUUUGAUAUUAUACAUCGCACAACAAGGAUUAGUCUUCAUUUUCAUCUCCAAAAUCAAAAGAAGAAACUUCGACAUGCAUUCUCUUACAACUGGAGACUGUGGUCAUUGCCCGAAAUCAAGGACUGCUUGGAAGAGGCUGGAUUUCAGUCAGUUCAUUUUUGGAUCCGACAGAUGCCAGAUGCAGGGGAAAUGAGAACUUCAGAAGGACUUUCUGCGGGACGAGACAUUAAGUAUGAGGAGGUGUCAUCUUUCCAACAAGAGGAUGCUUGGAAUGCAUAUAUCAUUGGCGUUGCAAAAUGAUGGUAGUGGUUCUUGGUUUUUAUUCUUAGCAAGAACACAACCUUUCAGGUGUUACUACUGAAUGACUGUUCAAGGUUUCUUUGUCAAAGCUCGUCACUCGUAUCUGCAGUUGAUAAAUGACAGAACCAACUAUUUUGUACCAAGUUACUGUGGCUGUUUCCUUUUUCUUUUGGCAAAAAACCAUUUUCUUGGUUAGGGCUGGAGAAAGAUUGUAAGAAACAAAAAUGUCUAAAACACUAAAGGUUCC
Molecule: messenger RNA, 1508 nt
Organism: Telopea speciosissima
Lineage: Eukaryota; Viridiplantae; Streptophyta; Magnoliopsida; Proteales; Proteaceae
Exons: 5
Coding region: 95-1261 (388 amino acids)
Source: RefSeq, a predicted model, not a curated record